ACACUGAAAUUCCGUGAAAAAUGAGUGCCGCCCCACCGCAAUUAAAAUGGGGGAUUGUUAAACAAGUCCUCUCUGGUGACUCAGUAAUCAUUCGUGGUCAGCCUCAGGGAGGCCCCCCUCCGGAGAAGCAGAUCAACUUCUCGAAUGUUCUGGCACCGAAAUUGGCCAGGAGGCCAGGAGGUGCCAACACUGGCGAGGACAAUCGUGACGAGCCAUGGGCUUGGGAGUCUCGGGAGUUUCUGCGUAAGAAGCUCAUCGGUGAGGAGGUCUAUUUCACCUGCGAGCGUCCACAGAAGUCCAACAGGGACUACGGUGUGGUGUACCUGGGCAAGGAUCCCGCAACUGCCCAGAACAUUACGGAACUCAUUGUGGCUGAGGGCUUAGUGACUGUGCGCAGGGACAGUAGUCAUACCUCCCCAGAGCUGGCGAAGCUAGUGGAACUGGAGGAUGCUGCGAAAUCCAGUGGGAAAGGAAAGUGGAGCAGCUCUCCAGCAUCUGACCAUAUUCGCAACAUCAAGUGGACGCAGGAUAACCCGCGCAAUUUUGUGGAGCAGUUCCAUGGGAAGCCAAUUAAGGCUAUUAUUGAGCAUGUUCGCGACGGUUCAACAAUUCGCGCCUUCCUCCUCCUGCCUGACUUCAACUACAUCACCCUCAUCAUGUCUGGCAUUCGUUGUCCCGGCUUUAAGUUGGACAGCGAGGGUAAACCCGAUCCGAGCGUCACUGUUCCCUAUGCUGAGGAAGCUCGUUACUUUGUGGAGUCACGACUUCUGCAGCGCGACGUGGAAAUUGUCCUGGAGUCCGUGAACAACGCCAACUUUGUGGGUUCCAUCCUGUUCCCUAAGGGUAAUAUUGCCGAAGCUCUCCUGCGAGAGGGAUUCGCCAAGUGCGUGGACUGGAGCAUGGCCUUCAUGAAGUCUGGUGCCGAAAAGCUGAGGGCUGCUGAGAAGCAAGCAAAGGAGAAACGCUUGCGCCUGUGGAAGGAUUAUCAGUCGAAUGUUCAGAACUUCAGUGGCAAGGAAAAGGAUUUCUAUGGUACCGUGGUUGAGGUGUACAAUGGUGAUGCACUGAGUGUUAAGAGUCCGAGUGGUGCUAUUAAGAAAGUCUUCCUGGCCAGCAUUCGUCCACCACGCGAAGCCGCGCGAGUGGCUGGUGAAGAUGGAAAAGUUCCACCGCGCUCCAAGAACCGUCCCUUGUAUGAGAUUCCGUGGAUGUUUGAAGCCCGUGAGCAACUCAGGAAGCUCAUCGGGAAGAAGGUUCACUGUGUCUUGGAUUAUAUUUCACCUGCCCGGGAUAACUUCCCUGAGAAGUACUGUUACACCGUAACAUUGGGCAAAACCAAUGUGGCUGAAGCUCUGGUGGCUGAAGGUCUUGCCACUGUAGUGAGAUACCGUCAGGAUGAUGAUCAGCGCUCCUCCCAAUACGAUGGACUUCUAUCGGCAGAGGCUCAAGCCAGUAAAGCCGGAAAAGGUGUUCAUGGCAAGAAGGAUAAACCCGCCCAUCGAAUUACCGACCUCACUGUCGAACAUUCCCGCAUCAAGCACCAGUACUUGCCAUCGUGGCUGCGCGCCCUCAAGACGGAUGGCAUUGUGGAGUUUGUGGCGAGUGGUUCCCGCUUCAGGAUCCUCAUCCCUAAAGACAGCUGUUUGGUGACAUUCCUCUUGGCGGGUAUUUCGUGUCCGCGCUCAGCUCGUCCUGCUGCCAAUGGUGUUCCAGCCCAGGAGGGUGAACCCUAUGGGGAUGAAGCACUCAAUUUCACCAAGGAAAGGAUUCUGCAACGAGAUAUUUCGGUGCAUAUUGAGGCCACUGACAAGGCUGGCACCAGUGUCAUUGGGUGGCUGUGGACCGAAGGAAAUGUGAAUCUAUCGGUGGCUCUCGUAGAAGAGGGUUUGGCCACGGUACACUUCACGGCGGAAAAAUCUGAGUACUAUCGUGCUCUGAAAUCUGCUGAGGACAAUGCUAAGGCCAAGAAGAAGAACAUCUGGUCGACGUAUGUUGAGGAAGUGGAGGGAGAGAAAGACAAGGAUGCCGAUGGUGAGGAAAAGGAAGAGGAUAAGGUGACCGAACGGAAGGUGAAUCAUGAAAAAGUGGUGAUCACCGAAGUGACACCUGAGUUACACUUCUUUGUCCAGCAUGCUGAACAGGGAGCCAAGCUGGAGGCUCUGAUGGCAAAACUCAGGCAGGACUUUAGUGUUUCGCCGCCAAUUCAGGGAGCCUACACGCCCAAACGAGGCGAUCUCUGUGCGGCCAAAUUCACGGAGGACAAUGAUUGGUAUCGCGCUAAAGUGGAACGUGUUCACAAAGCCAAUGUCUCCGUCUCGUACAUUGACUAUGGCAACAAGGAGGUGCUUCCGACAUCACGCCUUGCGAUGCUUCCACCCGCCUUCACCACGGAUAAGCCAUUUGCUACGGAAUUCGCACUGGCUUUGGCUCAACUUCCCCCAGAUGAUGAAGAUAAGCAGGAGGCCUAUAAAACGUUCCUGCAGGACGUGGCCAACCGCACUCUUCUCCUCAAUGUGGAGUACAAGGCCAAUGGUCUGGCUCAUGCCACUGUCCAGGAUCCAACCACUAAGAUCGAUAUUGGCAAGGCUCUCAUCAGCGAUGGCUUCAUCCUCUGUGAGAAGCGCCGAGAGGGCAAGCUGGCCAAACUCCUUGAAGAAUACAAGGAAGCUGAAGCGGCUGCCAAGAAGGCCCACAAUGGUAUUUGGGAAUAUGGGGACAUCACUGAAGAUGAUGCCAAGGAAUUUGGUGCCGGCCGCUAAAUUGGUGUUCUCUGGCUUUUCAAAAAGCAAGACGCGCCCUCGUGAGAAUCAUUCAUGGAAAUUCUUUUGCUUUUAUUCUUUUUUUUUUUUUAAUUGAACAAAGUUUUGUUCUACCGUCUGACCUUUUUUAUAAAUCUAAUCUCUUCCCCAUACAAAGCCCAGAAAAGUUAAGGAACAAAUUUUAAUCCAGGUAAUAUCCAAAAUUAUGGAUCAAAAACUAAAUAAUUCUAUCGGUCGCUGAGACGUUAUUGCCUUUCGGUUCGGUAAUUUAUAUAGAAAAUGAACAUCAGUUAUGCAGAAAACAUAGAGAAUAGCUAUUAUCAAAAGUUGAAUGAGUAAUUCUCCUCCUCAAAUGUUUUAUACAAACGAUUUUAAAAUUGAAUAAUAAAAAUUUUAGAAUUGA
Messenger RNA from Phlebotomus papatasi, 3162 nucleotides. RefSeq names its product staphylococcal nuclease domain-containing protein 1 (gene Tudor-SN). Lineage: Eukaryota; Metazoa; Arthropoda; Insecta; Diptera; Psychodidae. Gene Ontology annotation, cellular component: cytosol; nucleus; RISC complex. Gene Ontology annotation, biological process: regulatory ncRNA-mediated gene silencing; mRNA catabolic process. The record is from RefSeq and is a predicted model, not a curated record. Gene Ontology annotation, molecular function: RNA binding; nuclease activity. The coding region runs from base 21 to 2759 and encodes 912 amino acids. The transcript is spliced from 7 exons.